Messenger RNA from Monomorium pharaonis (pharaoh ant), 1405 nucleotides. RefSeq lists its product as uncharacterized. The transcript has 9 exons. Bases 416 to 1336 code for a protein of 306 amino acids. Lineage: Eukaryota; Metazoa; Arthropoda; Insecta; Hymenoptera; Formicidae. The record is from RefSeq and is a predicted model, not a curated record.
GAUACCAAUGCAUAAAAUAUCGCAGUUUGAGAGCCCUUAAACGUAAACCAUCCAAUCAUCCGAGAUUUAAAACACGGAGUUUUAAGAAUAAAAACUUUAAGUGUAUAAUUGUUGAAUAAACUAAGAGUUUUCGCGAUUCUUAUUAAAAAGUGCCGGUAUUUAUAGACAAGAGACUUUUGAUGAAGAUCGUUUUGUUCCACGAAGUUCGGCACGGCUUUCCGCGACAUUCGGCUAUUCAUGAGUACUCGACGAGAAAGAUAUAAAUGAGACACAUUCACACGAUGCUGUCAAAUCAUCCGGAAAUUCUCGUUUCACGUCUUAUCGCAGAAAUACGUGACUUCUAUGUUUGUUGGUGUGCUCGUGUUUCUCUGAUUUUCGUAACUCUUUACUUUGCUAAUGGAUUGCGCUCUCGAGAAUGUUCUCGCAGAGGCCAUGCUAUUUCUCUCAAAUGUCAAGAUCUCAUUCGAUUUUGAAGUUUAUUGAUAUUUACGAUCGUCAGUCCUUUAUACGAGCGUACGUUUUGGAUAACUUUUAUGUCUGCAUUUUGAUGUAUAUUUUGUUCUACAUAGCGUUAUGGUAUGCUCAUAAUAUAAUAAAACGAAUUGAAAAAUCAAAUCGAGAGAUGUCAAUGAUUGUUGCCGAGAAUAAAACCAAAUUAGACAGAUUGGUUUUGUUAAAAACUAAAAAAACGGAAUUCGAAGAAGUAAUCGUAAAAACGACAGAUGCGCAAAAAGUGACUACAAAACAAUUAGAAGACGAAAUGCAUAGACUUAGUACAGAAUUAAUUACGACAUCCAAUAAAAUCACUGGAUUGGAAAAAGCCAUCGAAAAAAUGGUUUUUAGAACAAACACCCAGACAAAUUAUUUACAUGCUCAACCAAUCGAGCUGUCGAGGGUGAAUAUCCAAAAGAAUUCGAAGGAGCCACGAACCCGUUCGAGAAAUUUAAGAUUCUCGAACCGUCAUUUCCACCGUCCGUACCACCGGAACCUCCGCCUCGGAAGUACGGGAUCUUUGUCAGUAGACCGCCUGGGGAGCGCAGAACGUCGUCUGCGGCAGCAGCCGCGACUCCAUCGCCAAAAAUCGGAUUCAAAUAACAAUGCUUCUGCAGAAAAUUCCUCCGAAUCUAUUAAUCAAAACUCAGUCAAUAAAAUUUUUUCACAAUGCAAUUAUCACGAUGGUGAUCGAAAAAGACGUCUCAAGUGGCCCAAAACACGCUUACAACGAACUUCAUGUUAUAAUAUACGUAAAAUUCACAUAGAUUCCUUAAAAAAUGUCACACCUUUCACAAAAUCACUAUUAGGAUUGACUACUAUCUUUCUCAACGAACAUCCAUAAAGAUAGAAUAUUCGAAAAUUUUAAUGAUUUAUCAAAGAUUAAUUCUAUAAUUUUUGAUACCUUUUAUUU